Molecule: messenger RNA, 3937 nt
Organism: Scatophagus argus
Lineage: Eukaryota; Metazoa; Chordata; Actinopteri; Scatophagidae
Gene: vwa11
Product: von Willebrand factor A domain containing 11
Exons: 18
Coding region: 585-3359 (924 amino acids)
Source: RefSeq, a predicted model, not a curated record
GUAUCUCCAUAGAGAGAUUGUACAAAGUGAAAGAACUUUGUCUCAGGAAGACAAAGAAGAAGAUAUAACAGGAAUUUAACAGGAACAGAAAAACAGGAACCAUGCUGUGUGAGUCAUUGUCCACCAGUCCUCCAGUUCCAUCUUGAGUGUUGGGAAGAAUUUAUCAAGUAUUAUCUUAACAUGUCCCACCUUUGUUUGUUACUCACAGUGUGGUGGUUUUGGUAAUAAGCUAAUAAAAUGCUUAUAAUCAUGUAUCAUUCCACUAUAGAGUUAUUACAGUAAAGUUGGUACAUUCCUCAAGAUGUCUUAAGUUAUGGCAGUGUUUAAGUGUCUACACCCUUGUUAAUGCUUAUACCAGUGAACAGUUGCAUGCGCGCGCACACUCACACGUACAUACACACACCAAGUCAUGUUUCUAUCACUUCUGAGAACAUAACUUUCAUUCCUCAAAACGGGGGAUUCAAGUCUCCACCCAGCAUAUCCACAGUACUAUAUAUAUUCAGUUAUAGAGGGGUGGUGGAACUGCACAUUACACAACUUUGAGAGUCACUGUCAUCUUCACAGCUGAGACACAUCAAGCGAUCAUGACUUCAGUCCUGGGAGUAGCUCUGCUGGCUUUUGCCCUGUCAAGGCCCACUGUGGCCUUUGCCCCCAUCGGGGGUGGGACAUCCACUCAUAUCAGCAUUACAAGAACCGCCCUUCUGAAAAAAGUUACAGAGACAUGUCGGGCAGUGGCUGAGGCAGCUGGUCAUGAAUUCAAUCCUACGGGCUUCUCUCCCGAAGAGCUGGUCCAGGCCUGUCUAGGCCCCACAGCAAUAGGAGAAGUAUCAGGUGCCAAGUUUCACUCUGCUCUUCAACAAAUCUAUGCUCAGAACGGACUGGUAGACCGUGACUUUCUCGACAGUGCUCCACACCACUUCAACUCCGAGGCCUUUCUGGAAGGACGUGGCCUAAUCACAGAAGGCAUGGUGACCAUUAAGGCUAACAUUCGAAAGGAGAACUUCCAGGCAGCCAGGGAAACACUGGGCAGAGUCCUUCACACAUUACAGGACUUCUACAGUCACAGCAACUGGGUGGAGCUGGGAUACACAGAGCCGUUCAUCAACCUCAUACGCCCAGACCUUCCCUUGGAAAACCUGGCAGAUGUAGACACUGCCACCUGCAGUGACUGUGCCAGUGGAACAUGUCCCAAUCCCAUCCUCCCCAACAUCCUGCAGGAGAAGAAACUCACAUCAGGCUACAUGGGAAUCUUCUCUGCAGCCAAGCCCAAAGGUAAAUGCAGCCAUGGAGGUGCAAGUGACCUGACUAGCACUGCGGUUCCUCGCGGUGGCAUCAACAAAGAGGAGCGUCGUUCAGACAACGUGGCCCUCCACAGCGCAGCUGUGAAUGCAGCCAUAGCUGCCAGUCUGCAGUUGCUGGAUGACAUCCGAUUAGCUGCCGGUGACAAUGACUUUCUGAGGAUGAUGGGGAUUGCCCGCUCCUCUGUUGUGUGCUUUGUUAUUGACACCACAGGCAGUAUGUCAGAUGACAUCGAUGAAGCCAGGGCAGUCGUUAAUGAAAUCAUUGACAGCAAAAAAGGAACACAGGAUGAGCCAUCUGAGUACAUUCUGGUGCCCUUCAAUGACCCUGAAUUUGGACCUAUGAUCAGGACAACAGAGGCUGAUAAGAUGAAAAGAGAAAUCUCUAAACUCACAGCAACAGGAGGCGGUGAUACCCCUGAGAUGUGCCUGUCAGGACUUCAGCUGGCUCUCACUGGUGCCCCUGCCUACUCCCACAUCUAUGUUUUCACUGAUGCUACAGCCAAAGACAUCGACCUCAAGGACACUAUUGUUGCUCUUAUCAGGAGCACCAAGUCAAUCGUGUCUUUCUUAAUCACUGGAACCACUGGGAGGCGUCGUCGUUCCCUCAGAUCUGCUUCUUUUGAUGAUUACAAAGACCUGGCUUUGGUCUCUGGAGGCCAGGCCAUCCAAGUGACUAAGAAUGAGUUGCCUCAGGCCACAGAUAUCAUCCUUGACACAUCCACUUCAGCUCUGGUGACAGUUCUUCAGCGAGCGAGGAACCCUGGGAAGGAGGAGACCUUCCCCUUCAUAUUGGAUGAAUCUCUGAAAAAUGUCACCAUCUACAUCACAGGAACAUCCAAUACUUUCACACUGACUAACCCUGCAGGUGUGAGUCAGAGCCACAAUGAGGCCAAUGGCAAACUGGGGAUCAUAAAGUCAGUGGGCAACCUGAAAAGAAUUCAUCUUAAUGCUGACAAGCAGACAGGAACUUGGAAGAUAAACAUAAAGUCCAACCAACCAUAUACACUAAAAAUCACAGGACAGAGUACAAUUACCUUUAUCUAUGACUUUGUGGAACGCUUUGAGGGACCUCACCCAGGAUAUGCAGUACUCAGUGGGCGUCCACAAGCAGGGCAGCCGACCACCCUGAUGCUCUCAGUAAUGGGUAGGAAAGGUCCGUCCUCAAUGGCUACUGAAGAUAUUGGCCUGGUAACUGUGUCUGGUGCUGAGAUUUUGAGCAAUAGCACAACAACUGACAUGGGCAAUGGAGACAUCUUGGUGACUGUUGAUACAGUCCCUGAGGGGGAGUUUGUGGUCCUUCUGAGAGGAACUGACAAACUGUCAAACAGCAAAUUUCAGAGGCAGUCAACCACUCAGAUGUCUGUCUCCAGAGUGAAUAUCCAGGUGGUGGAAAGCAGCAGUGUGGAGCCAGGGAAAGCUUCCAAGUUCCCCUUCAGUGUCAUGACCAAGGGCUCUGGUGGUCAGUACUCCAUUACCGCCAAAAAUGACAGAAACUUCCAAAUGUCCUUCCCAGAAAGCCUCACUUUGACGACUGGACAAUAUGCAAAUGCCACUUUGACGAUUACGCCACCUGCCGACACUCCAUCGGGAACAGAUGUCACUUUGACUAUAGAAACCAAGUCGUCCAGCGGUGAUGACUCCAAUUACAAUGUUUUGAGAUUCUCUGUUGUCUCCAAGAUUACAGAUUUUAUUCCACCUGUGUGUGAAAUUGUGACUGUGGUGGCUGAUCACUGCCCUAAAGAUGUGUCUCAGUGUGGACCUUUCCAUUGGAAUCUCUCAGCCAACCUUACUGAUGGAAACGGCACUGGGAUAGACAGUAUUUCAUUGCGUCAGGGCAGCGGAAACCUCACAUACACCUCCUUGACUGUUCCCAUCAUUCAGGCAAACUACGAAGCCUCCUGCUGCUCAGAGAUUGUUGAGUUUGUAGCUGUAGAUAAAGUUGGCAAUGUGGGCAAGUGCUAUCAUUCCAUUGUACAUUCUGCUGGCCCUCCUGCUUUCACCCUGUCACUGCCACUAUGGUUUUGCCUGCUGGUAUCUGCCUUCAUAGCAAAGUUUUGAAGGCCUCAGGUGAGGUUGCUGAGAUACCCCUCUUAUCACUGAUUAGGCAAUGGAUGAUGAAUGUGUAGUUCAGUUGUUACAUAUCACAUAUUCAUGAAAGAGCAAACAUUCACUUGUUUCAACAUUUCAGUCUUGCUUACAAAAAUUGUGAUGCUUGCAAACGCUGAGGUGAUGCUCUCAGAACAGGCAUGAAAAAUUCAGUGUCUAAUCUGAACAUAAAACAAGAUACAUUUCCCGUUAUAUUCACAUUAUACAUAUUCGUCACGGGGAAAAUAUAUGCAUGAGUAAAUUAUCUUCAAAGGACACACUGAACCACCUGUAAUGAAUGUCUAAUUUGCUGUGUUUUCAAAUGUAAUUUUUCAUUGUACAACAUUUAAUUCACUUUCAUUGUAUCUAAGUAGUAUCAGAAAUGUGUUGUGUCUGACUUUUUUGUAUGUGUACCCCUCUUUUGUUGUACCCUAUAUAAGCAUAAGACUAGAGACGCUUCAGCAGAGUGAUCCAUAUUGGCUGGGAUUCUCUCACAUGCAUGUGCUUAAUUUGAUGCUGAGCUUCAUGUAAUAAACUUCUUAUGAAAGCAA